Messenger RNA from Eremothecium cymbalariae DBVPG#7215, 285 nucleotides. It is a transcript of the gene COX19, whose product is annotated as Cox19p. Gene Ontology annotation, biological process: mitochondrial respiratory chain complex IV assembly. The record is from RefSeq and is a predicted model, not a curated record. Gene Ontology annotation, cellular component: mitochondrial intermembrane space. The transcript has a single exon. The coding region runs from base 1 to 285 and encodes 94 amino acids. Lineage: Eukaryota; Fungi; Ascomycota; Saccharomycetes; Saccharomycetales; Saccharomycetaceae.
AUGUCAGCUAACCCAGGGAAUGCACUGAAAGCAUUAUCACCUACUCCCCCAGAACGUGGCUCUUUCCCGCUGGAUCAUGAUGGCGAAUGUACUAGGCAGAUGCAAGAAUAUUUGAAUUGCCUGAAAAUUGUCAAAGGAGAGAAUGCUCCAAAUUGUAGAUUAUUGGCUAAGAAUUACUUGAAAUGCCGAAUGGAUAACUCUCUGAUGAAUAAAGAUGAAUGGAAACAUUUGGGACUACCUGACGAUGCACCGGCAAGCCAUGGAAAUGCUGCUGACAAAACUUGA